This is a messenger RNA of Staurois parvus, 266 nucleotides long. Lineage: Eukaryota; Metazoa; Chordata; Amphibia; Anura; Ranidae. The record is from the annotation of a GenBank genome assembly.
UGUUUUACACUCAUAAUGUUGCGGGGAUGAUAGUAAAAUUUGGAUUUCCCAUUAGGUUUUGUGCUGGAGACAAUGGUCACCAGUACAAACAGAGACAGGGGUGGACUGAUAACUCAUGGGGCCCCCAGGCAAUAGGGGAUCAUGGGGCCCCUGUGUCCUCACCCAAACUCAAACCACACUCAAAAAAAGCCUAUGAAAGGUACCAGGGGCAUCUCAUGGGGCCCCCUACUGACCCCGGGCCCUCGGGCAGUGCCCGAGUUUCCAAA